UGAGAGAAAGAGAGAAAGAAAUGAGAGAAAGAAACAGAGAAAGAACAAAUAGAUACAUCCCAACUGUCAAUCAGGAGACAAGGGGGAGGGAUUCCCCCAGCCUGUUCUGAAACUAGCUCCCUGUUUCUCAUUGGGGACUGCAGACUUGAGCAGCGUGGGGUUGAAUCACAACAGAUGGAUCAGCAGCUCUUUCCUCUGGUCCAGUCUUGUCCUUCCUCCCAAACUGGGAUGGUGUGGAGGCCGUCUCUUCUCUCUCACGUGGGAUGUUACGUGGAUGCCACUCUAUCUGGCCAAGUCCUACAGACAUCCCUUUUUUGUUCCCUUUUCUGCCUUCAUCAUUGUUCUCCACCUUUUCUUUACUGUCACGGUUUUGCACGUUCACAGCUUUGUCAGGCAAAUCUAUCCCUUUGGAACUCAUAUUUACAGCCAACUUCCAUAAAGUGUAAGAGUCCCAUUUGGCAGUUGAUGGGAGAAGUGUAUCUGUAUUGUCAUGGGGCCAAUUCCCAGAGCUGAGUCUGCAAGCUCUGGAAUUGGAGCCAUAACAACAAGCACUCCUCGAUAGCUCAUGCAGACACCUGGCACCGGAGCAUGGGAACUUUUGGAGUGAGAAUCAAAACAGCUUUAAUGAAUAGUUGGUGUUGUAGUGGUAGUAAUGUGAUAUGUGGGGUGGGGUUUGGUGAUGAUAUUUACGUGUGGUGUGACGUUGUAGCAAAGGUGAUAAAAAUGAUUGUGUGUAAACAUUAUGUCAUUCUCGACUUUUCCAAAGUCGUGUGUUCUUCAAUAAAGAUUGGUUUUGAUAACAGCUACCUUUGGUCUGUGUUCAUGCUGGUCGUUUGAAGUAAGCGUGACAUGUAUCAUCCGGCGCAGUCUGUCUCCCACCGGGAUCCACGGCUGUUUCUCUCGGCAGCAACAUACAGUGGGUCUCUCUGUGCACCAGACACCUGCCAGGAGGGCCACUGAUCUGUGCAUGUGCUUUCUUCUGCGUGAGUAUGGCGACAAAGAGAAAGAAGGUCGUUGGAUCCAUGGAGCAGAAACCUGGACAAAGGAGAGACAAGGCAGAAGGUAGCCAACAACUAUGGUGUCGAACGGGUAGCAGUAGGAGAAUGGAAAUGGAAUCGAUUGCAGAUAGAAAAAUGGUGUUCUCCAAAGUUACCGAUGGUGUGCUGAAAGAGAGGAAAACAAUGAAAAAUGUGACUAUGAAAAAGUUAUUGAAGCUUUGUAUGUUUGGUUUACGCAGCUGAGAGACAAAGGUGUGUGUAUUUCAGGGCCUAUUUUACAGCAAAAGGUAUUGCGUUUUCAAAAAGAAUUUAAUGAAGGGGAAUCAGAUUUUACAGCAAGCAUUGGCUCGACAGGUGGAAGAAACGUUAUGGAAUCCAUCAGUUAAGUGUUUGUGGUGAGAAGCUGUCAUCAAAUUUUCAAGAAAUAGAGGCAUUCAAGAAAGAAAUUCAAGGGGAAAAAAAUUCAAGACUUUAUUGAAACUGAAAGCCUAACGGGUGAUCAGAUGUUUGAUUGUGACGAGACCAGCCUCAAUUGCAAAAUUUUACCGAGCAGGAGUCUUGCAGCCAGAACUGAAGCAGCAGCCCCUGGCUAAAAGCACAGCAAAGAAAGGCUGACAAUGUUAGCAUGCAGCAGUGCUACAGCAAACCACAAAAUGGACCUCGCAAUGAUUGGGAAGCCCAAAAAUCCAAGAGCCUUUAAAACAGUUUCAAAAAAUGCUCUUCCUGUUAAAUACUACAAUCAAAAAGGUUUGUUGAUGACCAGUGAAAUGUUCAAAAGACUAUUAUUAUUAUAAUAACUAUAUUCCAUCCUAUCUCCCCAAGGGGACUCAGGGCGGAUCACAAUACACAUACACGGCAACCAUUCAAUGCUGUUUGGAGACAGGACAGAACAGAAUAAGACAAACAGAAGGAGGUACGUAGUCUUGAAGUCCAGGUUUUUGGUGCCUUGGAGGCUGAUGUUCUGCUCAGAUUCGGACACGGGUGCUGUUGCUUCAUUCUCUGUGACAAAGAGCCAUCAGAACUUCCUCCUUCCACCUUCCUCUUGGUCACCGCAUUUCUGGUCUUGUUCUUUAUGGUGUUUUAAAAUACCUCCCCCACAAUUUGCGUUACCUCAUUUCUCUAUUUACAGCUUGUAAACUGUUUUCGAACUGCUUAGGUAAACAGUGAGCUGGGUUGGAGGUCGAGCGCUCACCCCCGACCGGGCUUCAAACUGGCCACCUUUCGGUUGGUGGAUCUUAUUACUGCUGUUGAUUUACCAGUUGUGCUACAGCCCAGCCCUAAGGAAUUUGUUCCUUCCACGGAGGAAUUUUUGAAGGAAAUUUACCUGCCCAGGAAAGCGGUUUUGUUGCUAGACAAUGCCUCAACACACCCUGAUGCAGAGGAGCUUCAAGAGGGGGACAUGAAGGCGAUGUUUCUGCCACCGAAUGUAACCGUCAUAUGCCAACCGAUGGAUCAGGGCGUUUUGGAAGAGCUCAAAAGGAACUAUUGCAGGAAGCUAUUCUCGGCAAGGAUAGAAGAAAUGGAAUAAGUUGAUCUCGCAAAGAUGGCGAGACUUGGCAGCGGAGAAAUGGCAAUCGCUGGAAAAGCAGUAGAUAACGGGGAGAAGAGCCAUGUAUGCACCAAGUACAGGAAGCAUUUGGGACACAACUGGGCCUUUCGUCGAGACCAGCAAGCCCACAGAGAAGAUGGAAGUUCUGCCAGAGAAAGGCCCGACAAAUGCAAUGUAUGUGGGCAGUGUUUUACCCAAAAUAUGGCACUUGUGCUUCACAAGACACUCGAUGUUGGGAAAAGCCAUCUUAAAGGGAAAGUAUCUGCAAAAUGUGUGGUGAAACACAAGAAAUUUCACACAGGUCAGGAACAAUACAGAUGCCAAGAGUGUGGGAAGUGUUUUGCUUCCAGUUCAGCCUUGGUGAGGCUCAAAAGACUCCACACAGGAGAGAAGCCACACCAAUGUCAGGAGUGUGGGAAAUGUUUUGCUGAAGGUUCAGCCUUGUUGAGCCACAAAAGAGUCCACACCAGGGAGAAGCCAUACAAAUGCCAGGAGUGUGGGAAAUGUUUUGCUUUCAGUUCAGCCUUGGUGAGGCACAAAAGAGUCCACACCAGGGAGAAGCCAUACAAAUGCCAGGAGUGUGGGAAAUGUUUUGCUUUCAGUUCAGCCUUGGUGAGGCACAAAAGACUCCACACAGGAGAGAAGCCAUACCAGUGCCAAGAGUGUGGGAAAUGUUUUGCUUUCAGCUCAAACUUGGCGAGCCACAAAAGACUCCACACAGGAGAGAAGCCAUACAAAUGCCAGGAGUGUGGGAAAUGUUUUGCUUUCAGUUCAGCCUUGGUGAGGCACAAAAGAGUCCACACCAGGGAGAAGCCAUACAAAUGCCAGGAGUGUGGGAAAUGUUUUGCUUUCAGUUCAGCCUUGGUGAGGCACAAAAGACUCCACACAGGAGAGAAGCCAUACCAGUGCCAAGAGUGUGGGAAAUGUUUUGCUUUCAGCUCAAACUUGGCGAGCCACAAAAGACUCCACACAGGAGAGAAGCCAUACAAAUGCCAGGAGUGUGGGAAAUGUUUUACUGCCAGUUCAGACUUGGUGAAACACAAAAGACUCCACACAGGAGAGAAGCCAUACCAAUGCCAGGAGUGUGGGAAAUGUUUUACUGCCAGUUCAGACUUGGUGAAACACAAAAGAAGCCACACAGGAGAGAAGCCAUAUAAAUGCCAUGAAUGUGGAAAAUGUUUUACUCAGAGUUCAUCCCUUGACCGGCACCAGAGAAUACAUACUGGCUAAAAAACA
Molecule: messenger RNA, 3783 nt
Organism: Anolis carolinensis (green anole)
Lineage: Eukaryota; Metazoa; Chordata; Lepidosauria; Squamata; Anolidae
Product: zinc finger protein 93
Exons: 2
Coding region: 2542-3777 (411 amino acids)
Source: RefSeq, a predicted model, not a curated record